GAGAAAUUGUCUUCAUAAUUAUAAAUCGCCAAUCCAUGUUGUUACAAUUGUGAAUUGUAAUUUUGUAAAUAUUCUUUCCACUUUUUGCAUUUCCGUAGAUGGCUGUAAACCAGAACCUUCCGUUUUACCGCUUGAGGCAUGAAUUUAAAGGAGUUAUGUAUCCAAACUUUGUCCUGGAUUCUAGUAUCAAACGGUUGAGGACCUUCCCAGUCCGAUCAGAUGAUGUUUGGCUCUUGUCCUUUCCAAAAGCAGGAACCCACUGGAUGAUGGAGAUUGUUGGACUCAUUCUAAGCGAUGGUGAUCCGGAUCAGAUCAACCGAUCCCUUUACUCCUCGACACCGGAGAUGAUCAACAUGGAUCAACCGUUUCCCGCCACAAGGGAAGAUGAGAAAAUACAUCCUGUGAACAUGAGUCCAUUCCUGGACGUUGUCGAGAGAGCGCCCUCACCUAGGGUGAUGCUUGAUCACCUGACCUUAGACCUUCUGCCUGAGGAUAUCCUCAAGUCAAAGGUCAUCUACACUGCACGCAAUCCAAAGGACUCCAUCUUAUCUUGGUUCGAGUUCGUCAAAGAUGACCCAGUCUAUUCACUUACCAUGGAUAAAACCAUAGAGGAAUUUAUGAACUACACAAUGAAUUGGGGUUGUUGGCCAAAACAUGUCCGUCAGUUCUGGGAGCUACGUGACCACGAGAAUGUGACGUUUGUCUUCUACGAAGAUCUCAAAAAGGAACCUGCCAAGAACAUUCAGAAGAUUGCUUCAGGUAUUGGUCAUCCGCUGUCGGAUGAAACACUACAGCGUGUUGUUGAGCUCAGCCACAUUGAAUCGCAGAGAAAAAGAUUUCAGAAAAUGGCGGAGAGUGGGCAAGAAAACCUCGUCAGUAAUGCAUCAGGAAUGUAUACGUUCCUUAACAAAGGAAUAGUUGGUCGUUGGAAGAACCACUUCACCGUGGCACAGAACGAAGCAUUUGAUGAAUGGUAUCAAAACAUAAUGGCUGACACAGAUCUCUCGUUUACGUUUGAAUAAACAUCGAUAGAAAUG
Messenger RNA from Strongylocentrotus purpuratus (purple sea urchin), 1037 nucleotides. Its product is annotated as sulfotransferase 1C4-like. The record is from RefSeq and is a predicted model, not a curated record. The transcript is spliced from 6 exons. Bases 99 to 1022 code for a protein of 307 amino acids. Gene Ontology annotation, biological process: sulfation. Gene Ontology annotation, molecular function: sulfotransferase activity. Gene Ontology annotation, cellular component: cytoplasm. NCBI's taxonomy places the organism in Eukaryota, Metazoa, Echinodermata, Echinoidea, Camarodonta, Strongylocentrotidae.